GUGGUGGUGUUGCUGCUGCUGCGGCUGUUGAUGAUGCUGCCGCCAUACUUUCGGUCUUCUUGUGGCCAGCAACGAAACAGUUCCAUCAUCUCAACACCGUCGAAAGUGCAAACUUAUUAAUGAUAGACUUCUGCUCAAUACCACUCACUUUCAGGCACCACCGCGUGACGGGCGGGUCGUCGAAAGAGAUGCUAUCGAAGUUACUGGAAAGCGAUGGGCCUAACUGGGUCCCGGUGCGUCGUGUCGUAUGCGUAGCGGUCGGUGCCUGCCUGGCAGUGGCCACCGGGUACGGUGUGUACCGGUUGAUUCAACACCGGGCAUCUAAUCGGCCACCGCGCGAGUGGCAGCGCGUGGGCGAAGUGUCCGACCUUUGGAUCUAUCCGAUCAAGUCAUGCGCAGCGGUUCGGGUGCGUCAGUUCGAUUGCACGGCCAUCGGACCGGCGGUCGGACUGUUGCGCGACCGCACCUUCAUGGUGGUGCGCAGCGACGACGGGACGUUCAUCACGGGCCGCUCCCACCCGACGAUGGUGCUGGUGCAGCCCGCCUUCGACGCGGACUACGAGCAAAUGACGCUGUCGGCACCCGGCAUGCUAGAUAUCGUCGUCGAGGUACGGCGCCUGCUCGAGGGCAGCCAGGUUGGGGUGGGAACCACCUCCGUUUGGGACCAACCCGUCGCCACCGUUGACUGUGGCGAGGAGGUUGCCCGCUGGUUGUCGCGCUUUCUGCUCAGCGAAGACUUUGGCCUCCGGUUGGUGCUUUAUCCGCACGACGGGCCGACGCGCCCGGUGCGCCCGAACAACCGCAUCCACGCGUUACUGACGGCCCGCGACUCGGGCGCCCUGCACGACGCGACCAGCUACAUGCUGAUGUCGGAGGCGUCGUUGGCGGAUGUGAACGGGCGGCUCGAGCGGUCGGUGCCAGCGCUCCAGUUUCGCGCCAACAUCCUCGUGAAGGGUCCGGCGGCGUUCGCCGAGGACGACUGGAAGUGGGUCCGCAUCGGGAGCACCAUCUACCGGAACGUGAAACCGUGCACACGGUGCCUGUUUACGAACGUCAGCCCGGAAACGGGGCAGAGGAGCCCGGACCAGGAGCCACUAACCACACUGCGGGCGUAUCGCACGAAGCCGGGCCUCGGGCAGACACCGGUGCUCGGUACGCAGAUGGGCGUCCGGGCCCUCGGCACGAUCGCUCUCGGCGAACCGGUCCUCGUCGGCAUCUAGUGGAGCCCCGAGCUCCCUUUGUAGCUACCUACCGUACUGGUCCAUUGCCCCGCGCGAAAGUGUACGCGUGUGUUUGUAUAACAUUUAUUUGUGUCUAUUAAAGUGGUUUGUCGCGCGUAUGGUGAGUUAUGAAACAAACCAAAAAGGCGCAAAACACGCAAACGCAGCAAACACAGAAAGUACAGAAAGAAAUGCGGCUCGAAAGAAAAGCUGGCGUCCGGCGGCGACCAUCAACGUUCCUCAACGUUCAAUCAGUGCGAAGUCCUUCUACGCAACGUACACCGGAUCGCCGACCUUGACGGUCCCCGCGCCCCGCAGUCCCAGGUGGAUGCCGAAGGCCGGUGAAUCACCGAGGGCCGGAAUCUGC
This is a messenger RNA of Anopheles cruzii, 1587 nucleotides long. Its product is annotated as mitochondrial amidoxime-reducing component 1-like. Gene Ontology annotation, molecular function: molybdenum ion binding; catalytic activity; pyridoxal phosphate binding. The record is from RefSeq and is a predicted model, not a curated record. The transcript is spliced from 3 exons. Bases 120 to 1220 code for a protein of 366 amino acids. NCBI's taxonomy places the organism in Eukaryota, Metazoa, Arthropoda, Insecta, Diptera, Culicidae.